Molecule: messenger RNA, 816 nt
Organism: Acanthosepion pharaonis
Lineage: Eukaryota; Metazoa; Mollusca; Cephalopoda; Sepiida; Sepiidae
Source: the annotation of a GenBank genome assembly
AUGCACGCAAUAGCUAAUCCGGGUAUUUUUUCUUUCUUUCUUUCUUUCUUUCUUGCUUGCUUGCUUUCUUUCUUUCUUUCUUUCUUUCUUUCUUUCUUUCUUGCUUUCUUUCUUUCUUGCUUUUCUUUCUUUUCUUGCUUGCUUGCUUUCUUUCUUUCUUGCUUGCUUGCUUUCUUUCUUUCUUGCUUUCUUUCUUUCUUGCUUGCUUUCUUUCUUUCUUGCUUGCUUUCUUUCUUGCUUGCUUGCUUGAUUUCUUUCUUUCUUGCUUUCUUUCUUUCUUUCUUGCUUGCUUGCUUUCUUUUUGCUUGCUUGCUUUUUUUCUUUCUUGCUUUCUUUCUUUCUUGCUUUCUUUCUUUCUUUUUUGCUUUCUUUCUUUCUUUUUUGCUUGCUUUCUUUCUUUCUUUUUUGCUUUCUUUCUUUCUUUUUUUUUCUUUCUUUGUCUCUUUCUUUAUUUUUUCGUUUUUCAAACAUUUCAUUUUUAUCACCAUUGAUUUCAUUCUCUCUCUCUCUCUCUCUCUCUCUAUCUCUCUCUCUACUUACUACUUGCUUUCUUUCUUUCUAAGACAAUUCUUUUCAUCUCACCAAAUUUUAUUAUUUCUCUCUCUCUCUCUCUCUCUCUCUCUAGUUGUUUCUUUAUUUCUUUUUAAUAUAUUUCUUUUCGUCACCACUAAUUUUCUUCUUCCAUCCCUCUUUUGUUUUUUCUUCCUAUUUGUGUUAAUUUUUCAUUUAUCACUUCAUUAUUUCUCUCUACUGCUAUUUUUACAUUCAUUCUUUCUUUUUUCAUCCGGGACAUUUAUUAAUGUCUUACUCAUUUGA